AUGUCUCCUGUGGCUGAAUUGCCUUCGCGGGCAUACCAGGAAAAGACCGUCGUUGACAAGGAGGGCCCAAGCGCAACAGCCGUUCCUCCAGCCAGUGACGACGCCAGCUCGUUUGAAGACGUUGAUGGCGAUUAUGGCUCGUAUGGAAAUCACGUCUUCUCCGACCCCAAGGUAGCUGAAUAUUGGCGGCAUGUCUUCGAGAAUGCCCAUUACGAGGGUCGCCAUCGAUUCGACCCGUCAUUCACGUGGUCUGCUACUGAAGAAAAACGGUUGAAACGCAAGAUCGAUAUCCGGAUCAUGACAUGGUGUUGGAUGAUGUUUCUGGCCUUGGACCUGAACCGGAGAAACAUCAACAGGGCAAUCAGUGAUGACAUGUUGGCCGAGCUAGGCAUGAACACCAACGACUUCAACUACGGCCAGACGAUCUUCCUUACCUGCUUUCUUGCCGCCGAGCUUCCUUCAGGCCUGAUCUCGAAGAAGCUGGGACCAGAUAUCUGGAUCCCAUUCAUUAUCUUGGCAUGGUCGAUUGUCUCUGCGUCACAGGCAGGCCUCACCGGCAAAGCUGGCUACUAUGUCUGCCGCGCUCUCCUGGGCUUGUUCAUGGGAGGAUUCAUCCCCGACACUGUCCUGUAUAUCACGUACUGGUACAAAAGUCGUGAGCUGCCCAUUAGGUUGAGCUGGUUCUGGACCGUGCUCAGCACCUGCAAUAUUGUCGGUUCUCUACUCGCCGCCGGCAUUCUCCAGAUGCGCGGCAUUCACGGCUGGUCCGGCUGGCAAUACCUCUUCCUCAUCGAGGGUGUCAUCACCGGUGUCGUCGGCAUUCUAAGCUGGGGCCUAAUGCCCGCCAGCCCCUGCCAAACAGCCAGCUGGUUCCGUGGACGAAAGGGCUGGUUUACCGAGCACGAGGAGAAGAUCCUGGUCAACCGGCUCCUCCGCGAUGAUCCCUCGAAAGGGGACAUGCACAACCGACAAGCCGUCGACGCCAAACGGCUCUGGAAGUGUCUGAAAGACUACGACCUUUGGCCCCUCUAUCUGGUCGGACUGACGACAUACAUCCCCCCGAACCCGCCGCAGAACUACCUCGCGUUCAUUCUUCGCCAGAUGGGCUUCAGCACCUUCAACGCCAAUCUGCUGACCAUCCCGUCGCAGUUCCUCUUCGGUGUCAAUCUGCUCAUCAUCUCGCGCAUCAGCGAGUGGGUCAACGAGAGGUCGCUGGUGUCUUCGACGUCCAACAUCUGGAUCUUCCCCUGGCUAGUCGCGCUCGUCACCCUCCCGGCCACGACGAGCACGUGGGUGCGUUACGCCCUGCUGACCGGCCUCCUCUCCUACCCGUACUGCCACGCCAUCCUCGUGGCGUGGAACUCGCGCAACUCCAACACGGUGCGCAACCGCGCCGUCUCCGCCGCGCUGUACAACAUGUUUGUGCAGGCCGGGAACAUUGUCGGCUCCAACAUCUACCGCGAAGAUGAUCGUCCGUUGUACCUCCGCGGCAACAAAAUCCUCCUGGCAAUCUGCUGCUUCAACAUCGUGCUCUUCUUGUUCGUCAAGUUCUACUACGUCACGCGCAACAAGAGGCGUGAACUCGCGUGGGGCAAACUCACGGGCGAGGACAAGAUCGAGUAUAUCCACCACACAAAGGACGAGGGGCCCAAGAGGUUGGAUUUUCGCUUCGUGCACUGA
Molecule: messenger RNA, 1680 nt
Organism: Cladophialophora yegresii CBS 114405
Lineage: Eukaryota; Fungi; Ascomycota; Eurotiomycetes; Chaetothyriales; Herpotrichiellaceae
Exons: 8
Coding region: 1-1680 (559 amino acids)
Biological process (GO): transmembrane transport
Cellular component (GO): membrane
Molecular function (GO): transmembrane transporter activity
Source: RefSeq, a predicted model, not a curated record